CGGGGAACCGGAGCAGCGGUGAAGGCUGGGCGCGGAGCCCCGCUGGGGAGGGCGGGAGGCGGGCAGGCAAGGGACGGCGGCGUGAGGACCAUGCUGCCCGCAGGGGGAGGAGGUGCUCACCGAGGCGACAUGGCUGCUGAGGGUCGGUCGGCGCUCACAGGACUGUGGGGAAGCCACACUGCUCACCCUUCGGGUGGGAGCGGCCAUGUCUUUCCGAGGCGGAGGCCGGGGAGGCUUUAACCGAGGUGGUGGAGGUGGCGGCUUCAAUCGCGGCGGCGGCAGCAACAACCACUUCCGAGGUGGAGGUGGCGGCAGUUUCCGAGGCGGCGGCGGCGGUUUCCGAGGCGGCGGCGGCAGAGGAGGAUUUGGACGAGGGGGUGGCCGCGGCGGCUUUAACAAAGGCCAGGACCAAGGACCUCCCGAACAAGUAGUUUUAUUAGGAGAGUUCCUGCAUCCCUGUGAAGAUGACAUAGUUUGUAAAUGUACCACAGAUGAAAAUAAGGUGCCUUAUUUUAAUGCUCCAGUUUAUUUAGAAAACAAAGAACAAAUUGGAAAAGUGGAUGAAAUAUUUGGACAACUUAGAGAUUUUUAUUUUUCAGUUAAAUUGUCAGAAAACAUGAAGGCAUCUUCCUUUAAAAAGCUACAGAAGUUUUAUAUAGACCCAUAUAAGCUGCUGCCACUGCAGAGGUUUUUACCUAGACCUCCAGGUGAAAAGGGACCUCCAAGAGGUGGUGGCAGGGGUGGUCGAGGAGGAGGAAGAGGCGGAGGUGGAGGUGGCAGAGGUGGUAGAGGCGGUGGUUUUAGAGGUGGAAGAGGAGGAGGUAGAGGUGGAGGCUUCAGAGGAGGAAGAGGAGGGGGUGGUGGUUUUAGAGGGAGAGGACAUUAAGUGUAACAGUUGACAGAGGAACUUCAAUUGAUUUCUGCGUUAACCUGCAUGGUCUACUUCUGUGGAUCAGAAAUUUGUUUCUUGAGCAAGUCUUGAAGAACCGGUUACUACAUGACAGUGGCACUCAGAUGUCAAUGUCACACAAACAGAGUGCAACAGAAUAGGCACUUAUGGAGCUUGGACAAGUGUUUUAUUGUUUUAUAUAAUGCUCGGAACUGUGAUCGCUUAAUAAAUGGACAAUUUUCACAUGAAACAUAUUUGAAUUUUUACAAUAAAAUGUUUUAUUUCUUUAAGUUA
Eptesicus fuscus (big brown bat) is the source of this 1183-nucleotide messenger RNA. It is a transcript of the gene GAR1, whose product is annotated as GAR1 ribonucleoprotein. NCBI's taxonomy places the organism in Eukaryota, Metazoa, Chordata, Mammalia, Chiroptera, Vespertilionidae. The transcript has 7 exons. Gene Ontology annotation, cellular component: box H/ACA snoRNP complex. Gene Ontology annotation, biological process: snoRNA guided rRNA pseudouridine synthesis; ribosome biogenesis. The coding region runs from base 206 to 886 and encodes 226 amino acids. Gene Ontology annotation, molecular function: box H/ACA snoRNA binding. The record is from RefSeq and is a predicted model, not a curated record.